AUGAAGAGAAGGCAUGGGUUGUCAGUGGAGGGAAUGCAACAAGAGGCGUCGUCAGGAUGUAGCAUAGGUAAGAGACGGGAAAAAGGACCUGGAAAACGGGGAAAUGGGACUGCAAGACCCGGGGCGGGACAGGGCGGGCUUUCCCGGACCGGACAGAUCAAGUGCGCGUCGAGUCGCAGGGAUGCGGUGCCGUGCGGGCUGUUUUCCUUAGGCGCAAGUAAGAGAAUCCAGGGCACUACUUGA
Messenger RNA from Prunus armeniaca (apricot), 243 nucleotides. Lineage: Eukaryota; Viridiplantae; Streptophyta; Magnoliopsida; Rosales; Rosaceae. The record is from the annotation of a GenBank genome assembly.